Messenger RNA from Anastrepha obliqua, 1532 nucleotides. It is a transcript of the gene Lst8, whose product is annotated as protein LST8 homolog. Lineage: Eukaryota; Metazoa; Arthropoda; Insecta; Diptera; Tephritidae. The coding region runs from base 140 to 1087 and encodes 315 amino acids. Gene Ontology annotation, biological process: regulation of actin cytoskeleton organization; TOR signaling. Gene Ontology annotation, cellular component: TORC2 complex; TORC1 complex. The transcript has 2 exons. The record is from RefSeq and is a predicted model, not a curated record. Gene Ontology annotation, molecular function: protein binding.
CAAACCUAGUAAAGGUAAUAACAUUUUGUGCUUGUAGAACUUUCAGCGUAGAUUGUUUUGUAUAAUUUUUACUAUAUCUCGGACUCGGAAAUGGUGCAUAAUAUGAACUUUUAAAAGUUAAAUAGCAAGCCGACAUAUAAUGGAAGCAACCGGAGAUCAAUUAAUUUUGGCUACAGGUGGCUAUGACCACACAAUCAAGCUGUGGCAGGCGCACACCGGCAACUGUAUACGAGUAAUGCGCUUUGUUGAGACUUCACAAGUAAACGCCCUCGAUCGGACUCCAGACAAAACACGUUUGGCAGCUUGCGGCUACCAAUGCAUACGCCUGUACGACAUAGAAUCCAGCUGCUCCGCUCCAGUUAUAAAUUUCGAAGGUGUUCAAAAGAAUGUGACGCGCUUAGGUUUUCAAGAAGAUGGCAACUGGAUGUUCACUGCUGGUGAAGACCACCGUGUUCGCAUAUGGGAUAUGUUGUCACCGCAGCCACAUUGUUCACGUGUAUUCGACUGUCAGGCACCUGUGAAUGCCGCCUGUUUACAUCCAAAUCAAGUUGAAAUUGCAAUGGGUUCUCAAAACGGUGGAGUCUAUUUGUGGGACGUUAAAUCUGAGGUACAUGAUCAGCUCGUACCGGAAGUAGAUGCUUCCAUACAGGAUGUGGCCAUCUCACCCGAUGGACAGUAUAUGGCAGCUGUAAACAAUAAAGGCAAUUGUUACAUUUGGUCACUUAGUUCAUCGCCAAACCAACAAUUGAGUACACUUAGUCCCAAAAAGAAAAUAGCAGCACACAAGCGCUAUGUAUUGCGCUGCAAAUUUAGUCCCGACUCAAGGCUACUGAUAACUACCUCAGGUGAUGGAACAGCGCGCAUCUGGGAGACUGAACAUUUCACAAUGUGGCGUGAAUUAUGCGUGGAAAACUAUUGGGUUUGGGAUGCGGCGUUCAGUGCUGAUUCUAAAUAUGUAUUCACCGCUUCAUCGGACGGGAUAGCGCGGCUAUGGAAACUGCAAACAAAGAACCCGGAACGUAAAUACACUGGCCAUACUAAAGCAAUUACUGCAUUGUCGUUUAAGGAUGAGAUCGUGUCAGAAUAACAUGAAGCUUCAGGGAGUGAAACGGGCGGCGCGUUGUGGUGUGCAACACGAAAUUCAUGUAAUCGCCGCAAAGAAAGCAAAAGAAAAACCAGUGGUGGAAUAUGCUGCUUAUUUACCGCAUACGUAAAAGGUGUCUGAAAUGCAAGGAGAACGAACUUGGAGCAGGUGUAUGUGUUCGCAAAGCGCUGAUAUAUUCGAGUAACAAUUUCUUGUGAAAUUCCUGUUUUCUAACGCCAACAUAUUUCUAUCGCAGCUUUAUUCUGUAUACAAUAUAUAUUUUUAUAUUUAGCAUUAUUUUCUCCUAUUUAAUUCAAAUUACAACAAACAAUAGUGCACAAAGUAUGCGGAUGCGAAAGUGUAUCAAGAUUAAAGUUUCCAUUAAAAGAGUAUACCGAUAAUAGACGCCAACACAUAGAAAUAAAUGUUUAAUACCAUUUUAAUACAA